Molecule: messenger RNA, 3233 nt
Organism: Macroventuria anomochaeta
Lineage: Eukaryota; Fungi; Ascomycota; Dothideomycetes; Pleosporales; Didymellaceae
Exons: 3
Coding region: 220-2865 (881 amino acids)
Biological process (GO): protein dephosphorylation; regulation of DNA-templated transcription; DNA damage response
Cellular component (GO): protein phosphatase 4 complex; nucleoplasm
Molecular function (GO): protein phosphatase activator activity; DNA-binding transcription factor activity
Source: RefSeq, a predicted model, not a curated record
CUUACAAAGUCCUACCACGGAGCACACUCUAUUCUUCGUUGUAAUCGGUCUCCUUGGGCAGCAUAUCGAUAUAGUACGGGUCUGUACUGAGUCUUGGAAGUUUGUGGGAUGAUGCCACAAGGCUGAAAGCCUCUAUAGCGUCCAGAACUGCACUUUACGAUCGAUCGGUGCCAUCGCUUGACCAAACGCGCCCAGUGAAAGCGAAAUCUCGUCGCGACAAUGGAACAGCUCGCGAGAGAAGGUGUAUAUCUACAGCCUAACCAUCAGAAUCAGAUCCAUCAUUGGCAGGAGCGAACGAGCUCCGAACCCGAGCAACAGGAACAAGGGGUCAUUUCAAGACUCUUUCUCACCUGCCAGGAUUCGCUCUGGUACCUCUUACAACAUCUCGAUGCAACCUCGAUCUCUAGAAGCGAACGCAACAUCCUUCGACGCUCUCUGGCCUCGCUACAACUAUGGUCGGACGGACAUGGCGCAACCACCGGAGCUCUCGAUAUGACGCUCGAUCGAUCGAAUAGUCUGCGUCUCACGACCUUAUCUAUUCUCAACCCGAUGUGUAGAGUUCUUUCACACGGGCUGAGAAGCCAUGUUCUUCCCCGACAAGGCGACGAUGUGAUUGUACUGCUGUGUAAUACUGCUACAGAACUAUACAGUCAGACAAAAUGGUUGCUGACAGAUGACAACGAUGACACGAGUGACAGCGGCAGUGAAUCCAGCAGCUCUAGCGACGAUGGUGCUACUGAUAAGAUGCACGAACUGGUACAAAGGAUCAAAACUUACACUAACUGUUUAAUCGAUCUGGGUACCGCAUUAGACUGCCCAGCCCUCGAACCUGAGCAUGACGAAGGACCGAGUCUGGUGACGCUAGAUCAGCGUUCUCCACAUGACUUCCAUAUAGAUCUGAUUAGGGCAAAGUUUCCCAAGGCUGAAACUUGCUUGCUGCAAAGUCUAGGUCAGACCAGCUGGAACCGAUAUCUGCGAAUGCAGCAAGAGAGAGAUUCAAAUGCGCACGCACUGUUUGCGCCGACCUCGGGCGACAAGUUGCAUGCUGCUGAAUCAGAGUUCCAAAACUCGGGGAUUGGGACUUCUCUACCUCGAGUUGUAUCUUCGUGCGCGGAGACAGUUGUCUCAUCCAUGGCCAGUGUUCCAGAGGGAAAACGGGUCAAUGUCCCUCCCCUGCCUGCAGAUGCGAAGAACGGACUGCCAUUCGAAUGCACCGCCUGUGGCAAGCAUAUACGGGCAACCACCAAUCGUGAAUGGAGAAAACAUCUCUACACUGAUCUUCGGCCUUAUACCUACUUGUUCACAAAUUGCAAUUUUACGCGUGAGCCCUUCGCAAAUCGUCAGCUAUGGACCGACCAUCUCAAACUUGGACACGAAUGUGGGCCUGACUGGGAUGCCGUUCAAUGUCCACUCUGCCUCGAUACUACAAAGAGCGGCAAAAGCGCCGUCUUGGUCCACUUUGCACGCCAUCUGGAAGACAUUGCUUUGGUAUCACUUCCUCGUGACAUUGAGUCCGAUACUGAAUCAGACUCAAUCACAGAGACAGAAACUCGGUCGGAUAACGCGGAUGAAGUCUCACCUGGGAGCACUCCAGGCAUUUCUGUUAACGAAACCAACAUCUUCUGGAGUCACCAGCCUACGACCCCAUCUUGGCAAGCCACAGUAUCCACACUCAAGGAUCAUAAUUGGGUCGACAUCGGUAGCGGGCAGUGUUAUGGUCGUCAAUCCACUGACGGCACACCAUACCUGGUAGUGAAAAAUACACAUCACCCUGCCCUGAUGUUAUUACAAACAAACGUAUCAACAAGCCAGCAUUUCAGAAAGCAGCAAGACAAACUCAUUUCCUGGGUAGAGGGAGAAGCCAAAAUGGCUCUCAGUUUUCAAGAUGCAGCAGGCUGCACUAGUGUCUGCACCUAUUUACAGGAGAAUGGUGCAGAUCAGCUUGAUCGCUUGAGAGGCACGCUCGCUAGCACGCUGCAAAGUGAGGCGACGCAGCCAAAAUCUCCUGCGCCCAUCCAAGGCAGCCCCACCCCCACAGCCUCCUCUUCGGCGUGCAUGACGCUCUCGUACCAGCAACUCGAUAAUCUAGCAGCCGCGGCUCAGCAUGUGCACGAUGUAGACUUGAUUGCUGCAAAGAGCGAGGCUCGUGGUGAGGCUAGGUUAGCUAACCGCUGCCGGCAGCAGGCCGAGAGAACCGAUUCCGAUACUUGCGAUUCUGCGCGUCCAACGCAGAAUUCUUCAGUUGAAACUAGGUCAAGCGAUCAAAGCGAUUCGAUCACUCCUACUGACAAGGUGCAUGUGGAGCCUUCAUUUGCAGCACCAAAGAAUAUCUCCGCUGAUGCUCUUGGCUUUGCACCCUCGGCUGUAGCACGUAGCAGCUCGAGUUCGUCUGCAGUUAGGACUUCACCCAUGAUAAAUGGGCCUCUUGAGUCUACAUCCAUGUUCCAGGAUGAACCUCUUCUAACCAACACAAACCCUUGGUUCUCUCUAUUUUUCGAAGAAGAGUGUACCAGCUCGUAUCAGACGGAUUUGUCUGCAGAGUACUCUACUGCUACCAACCCACUUGCUACCAACAGUACCAGCAAGCCUUAUCAUCGCAAAAGCGCUCCUUUUGAAAAACGAGCGCGCAAUACUCUUGCUGCUCGUGAGGCACGACAGAAGAAAUCCGAUCAUGUUGACCAGCUCGAAGCAGCUACCACCAGCAAUAGCAACGAUGACAGAAGCACGAAUUUCCAAUUCAUUGUGGGUGCUACUCCCGCCGAAGUGAAAUCGAAAAAGAAUAUGACCACGGUGCGCAAAGCGACUAUGCGAGCCUUUCUUGGGACUGAUAGCAAGGGCUAUGCGGAGCGUCAUGGAGAACAAUAGCAAGGAUGAAAGAAGGCCUAGAAAUGCCAUCAAGCGACCGCCACAACUAGACCCUUACGAUGAUGUCUCCGCUUCUGACCGUUGGGCGCAGCUGUCAGCGUUCGACCAGCCUAGUCUGCAACAGAGUCAACUGCAGUAGUUGUACGAAUCGCAGCCUCUAACAGAGGCUCAGCUUAUAUGUCAGGUUGCUGGCUAUGAUGAGUCCAUACUAGGUCCUUGGGAAGGAUCCGGUACGUCCUCAUGGGUUCGUCGAUGAGUGAUCGACAAAGCACCUGAUCGCCUGGGAUCACCGAUUCCAGCAUUUCAUGCGGAGACAAGACGGUUGAAAAGAAUCUUUCAAUGAAACCGCUCCAACAGAAUACGACCUA